GUUGGGAUUUCUGUCAGGAUCAACUCGAAACAAGUGUUUGCUUUAGCUUGUGUUGGUUAGCAGUAGUUUGCUAGCAGCUAGGCUAGCUUUAGACACUGCCAGCACAUCAGUGGCUAUGGCUUUUGGGUUUUGCCUUAGUGUGACAUUGCUCCUGUUUGUGUGGACAACUGCAAAAUGUGGUCAAAUUCCUGAUGAAGUUCUUCAUAUGGAGUGUCAUGACCGCUUCUUCAUGAUAGCUGUUGAUCUCUCGUUCACUGGGAAUUCACCUCGUUUUGAGGUUGUCGAUGGGACAGGUGUGUACGCCAUCACUAAGGAGUAUGCAGCUCAGUGUGGCUACACCGUCAGUGUCCUCCCUCUCGCGGGCCAUGUGGAGCUCCGAGCCUCUUACUUCAGCUGUCACACUGACAACAAAGAUGACGAAGUGUUCAUAUUCAACUUCAACCUGGUUGCAACACAUGGAGGAAAUGAGGUCACCUAUCCUUUGAACAAGACCUGUUCUCCCUCUCUCCCCUGGGCUCCCAGAGAGAUUACCUGUGAGGUCAACUACAUGGAGGUGUCUGUGAGGAGUGAAAUCACAUGUCCAUCUGAGACAAAGACAGAUGACAAGAAUGCUGCUCUACAACCUGCCUAUGCCUCGGCUACUUCAGACUGGCAGGUGAUGUUUCAGAGAGAUGGGGAGCAGUCAGUUCCCAUGAAACUCUCUGAAGCUCGUAAGCAGGGGUAUGCGUUUGACAUGACAAAUGGGAGGCUGGUGUUUCGUACGCCGUAUGGACAACCUGACUCAUUCAGCACUGAGGUGAAUGGUGUUCCAGUAGAGGUGGUCCAUGCAACUCUGUUCUCCAGACAAAACUGGGUCGUCCUCAUGGUCGACCUGGAGGCUGCUUGCUCCAUGCAUGAAGGAUCUUAUGAUGACAGUGGCUACAUGAUGUGGGAGACUCCGGAGGUGCUGCACCCGCUGGUGUCCGGUCUACAUGAGACACAGCUCAACAUUGGAGUCAAUGGUGAACUUGUGGAGCAGCCAGAUGCAGAGGAGAGAGGCUACAUUAUAGAAAAGCACAACACUACAGUUGAGAUCAGCAUCCCGUAUAAUGCUGAUGGAGGAUACAGGAAGAGCUUGGUGUCUGACGGCCUCCACGAGUUCUACAUCUUUCAUCUCUACUUGGAGCAAAUCUCUGUGGACGAGGAUCAUGUAGACACCAGACUUCGUUUCCACAGGACACUGGCUACUCCCCUGCUGCCACGCUCUGUUUUCACUGAAAACAGAACAGUUCCCGAGGAGCGCACGUUCACGGUCUACCUCGGAGACGUCCCUGAGGAUGUUGAGUUGGCUGCUGUUAAUUUGAAUGGACAUGAAUUUUCAGUUCCACUGACAAACAUGAGCAGCCACACCAUCACAGAGGUUGUUCAUCCCAACAGCACUCAUGGCUACACUCUGCAGGUGGCUUUUGAUCACCCUGUUGUCAUGCAGGAGUUCUCUAAAGAAAAUGCAGCGAUGCAGCACAGACUGGACAUCAACUUCACACUGACUGUUGAACCUGAAAACGAGCCUUUCUACCAGCUGACAUCAGUCAUGGCGUUAUCUGACGCCUCUCCUCCAGUCUUUGAUGCCGUCUGUACUGAGUCUGGCAUCAGCUUCAGACUGGACCACCGGCCUUUUGACUACCUGUGGGAGAUCACUAUCGACUCAGACCCGCUGACAUCAGAGCUGGCGGCCCAGCACGGCUACAUCAUGAGCAACGACAGCCAGAGUCUGCUGCUCGACGUGCCGCUCUUCACUCAUGGCUAUGAGUACAAGGACAUCACUUUGUAUGGCUUCUCUGGCACCUUCGAGAUCCUCAUGCGGGAUCAUGAAACAUCAGAAGUCCAGAGUUCAACUGUCAAGACUUGCCCAUUCUCCAAUGCUGAAUUCAUUAUGUGUUCAACUGACGGGAGGAUGACUGUGGUGGCUGACUUGUCUCUGGCCAUCCCAAGUGGAGGAAAUCCUGCCAGAACAAACCUCGUGGACAAAUACUGUGGACCCAAAGAGGCAGACGAAACAAGGGCACUCUUCUCUUUUCCACUCAACAGCUGUGGAUCCACAGUCAAGCUCUACAAGGAGAAUGUGACCUAUGAAAAUGAGAUUUUCUUCAGCAAGAAGUUGCGUUCUCUGAAAAAUCCAGCAGGCCCCAGCAGUGUUAUUGAGAGGGUGACGAUACAGUGCACCUAUCAGCUGCUGGCUGGACUGUUUCGCCUCUUCUCAGUCUACAGGUUUGAGUCUGACAGUGUUGGUGUCGGCAGCAUUGUGCAUUCUGUACACUCCACUGCUGACGGUUUGAGUCCCACCAUCAAGCCCACUACAGUGCCCACUACCAGACGCACCAGGAGACCAGUCUCAAUUCGACCUGGUUACCGGCCUCCUGCUCAGUACAUCAAAGUAUCCAGUUUUCUAAACAGAAAGAAAGGAGCUAAAGGAUCAUCUCAAGUUAAAGUGACUCCAUAUUCUGGAUUGUACUGCAAGGAUUUUAAAUAGAGCUCAAUAAAUUUG
Plectropomus leopardus (leopard coralgrouper) is the source of this 2524-nucleotide messenger RNA. RefSeq lists its product as uncharacterized. The record is from RefSeq and is a predicted model, not a curated record. NCBI's taxonomy places the organism in Eukaryota, Metazoa, Chordata, Actinopteri, Perciformes, Serranidae.